This is a messenger RNA of Ylistrum balloti, 516 nucleotides long. RefSeq lists its product as uncharacterized. The transcript is spliced from 2 exons. The record is from RefSeq and is a predicted model, not a curated record. Bases 1 to 516 code for a protein of 171 amino acids. Lineage: Eukaryota; Metazoa; Mollusca; Bivalvia; Pectinida; Pectinidae.
AUGGGCUGUAAUAACUCGAAAGUGGAGGAACAUACACACCAAGAACAAAACAAGAACAAGAUCGAACCAGUCAACGUCCCUGUCAAAGGGAAGUCAGUUUCGUCUUUGGACUCUAUUACUGCCAACAUUGUACGUAAAACCGAACAAACAGUACUGAUGCAGCUAAAGGAUGAAGGCGUUGUUCCCGUUAAAGGGGAAGGCGGAGUAGCCUUUGUGCUAAAUAUCGACGGCUUAUCCGAACCGGACCCGUUGUUUUCUACACUUCCCGGCGUUCCGGUGCAUAAUAGGGAUCAAUCCCAGUACGCCACAUACUCCCGAGAGGCUUUCCGGUCCAAAAGCCACGCCCCUCCUCGACGCCUUCCUCCAAUCAAUAGGUCAAAGGCAUCCAUUGACGCAAAGCUAGAACGAGCAAGACUAAACCGUGAGAGAAAGAUCGCUGAGAGAAAAGAGAAAUGGGCGAAGAAAUAUGCAAGAAUCGAAUCAACGAUGCAAAAGAAAUCUCAAAGCGUCGAAUAA